UAUAAAGGCGGCGCGGAGGUGCCGGGGCUCCAAGCCGCUGUAAGGGCGGCGCGGCGGCCGGGCCGGGCGCGCCAUGGCCAACCCGUCGCAGUGCCUGGAGGAGGGCGCCGGGCGCUGGCCGCCGCGGCCGCCCGGGCCGUACAGCGAGGCGCAGCGGCUGGCGCUGGAGGAGCUGGUGGCGGGCGGCCCCGAGGCGCUGCGGGCCUUCCUGCGGCGGGAGCAGCUGCCGCCGUUCCUCUCGGAGCCCGAGGUGCAGGCCAUCGCGCGGGGCGCCCUGCCGCCCGCCGCCGCCCCGGAGCCGCCGGCCGAGGCCUCGCUCGGCGCCUCCCUCGACGCCUCCUCGCUCACCUACUUCCCCGAGCGCUCGGACCUGGAGCCGCCGGCGCUGGAGCUGGGCUGGCCGGGCUUCGCCAGCGGCGCCUUCCGCGGGCUGACGCGGGUGGAGGCGCAUUUCCAGCCCGGCUGCGGGGAGAGCAUCUACGGCUGCAAGGAGGCGGUGCGGCGGCAGAUCCGCUCCGCCCGGCAGGUGAUUGCCCUUGUGAUGGAUUCCUUCACAGAUAUUGACAUCUUCGGUGACCUUCAGGAUGCCUACAACAACCGCAAAGUCCCUGUCUAUAUCCUUCUUGACCAGGACUUUCUGCCCCAUUUCUUGGAAAUGUGCAAGAAUUUGGGAGUUUGUCCUGAGCAGGAAAGUCUGAUGAGAGUUCGGACUCUCACAGGGAACACAUACUACAUGAGGUCAGGUGCCAAAAUUGUUGGGAAAGUCCAUGAGAAGUUCAUGUUAAUUGAUGGCAUUAGAGUGACAACAGGCUCCUACAGUUUCACGUGGUCUGACGGGAAGCUGAACAGCAGUAACUUGCUGCUACUGUCAGGUCAAGUGGUUGAACACUUUGACCUCCAGUUCAGGAUUCUCUAUGCCCAGUCGAUGCCCAUCAGCCCUAAAUGGCCGUCCAGCUGCGGGAACAGUGGGAUAUUUGAUCACCUGACGAACAGAACAGAGUCCCCUAAAGAAUACACUGUGGAAGGCAACUUGAGAGCAGAAUUUGCCAGAUUGUCUAGUACUCCAAAGAAACUGUUGAAAGAACUGGAUCUGGCUGAAGAUACUCCUGGAGGCAAACCUUGUAACCUGGAGCAUUCUUGCCUCUGCGAAGAGUGGCGGCUCAGUGAUCAAGCGGCCCUAGUGGGACGGAAAAGUGCAUCGACUCAAACUGGCCCGUGGGAAGAGAAGCCUGCAGUGACCGCAUGUAACGCUGCCACGCAGACCAGAGCUGUAACGGCAGAAACCAGCACUCAGACUUCUGUCACUGCUAGAGUGACGGGCACUCAGACUUCAGUUUUGCUGAAGACUGCAGUGACACAGACAAAGGAAGAGGAGUACACAGGAACACCCCUGCUUCUCAGAAAGUUGUCAAGAGAAGGAUCUUCUCUCUCUGGAAAGGCUGUAUCAAGUUCUAGUUUGCGAUCACUGUCUUCAUCAUCAUCCCAGUGCUCUCUUGCAAGCUCUACUGGCUCACUCUCUUCUCUCCGGUCCUUUGAAUAUUCUAGCAGCCACAGGGCAGAAUAUUUCCAAAAAUUGCAUAAAGAGAGGCAAUUCCACUACUCCACUAUCAGGUCGAAGCUUAGCCACAUGGUGGGUAUCCUGUCCCGGAGGGGGCGUGCGCCUGAAAACUACAUGCCCCACUACACUGGAAGAUGCAAUCUAAAACAGAGGCGUGACAUCAGUGCCAGCCUGCGCAGCCUCCGGGACGUUUCACUCUUUUCUCUGAAUAAAUGAUUGCUGCACUGAGUGCAGAACACAA
Molecule: messenger RNA, 1799 nt
Organism: Tyto alba (common barn owl)
Lineage: Eukaryota; Metazoa; Chordata; Aves; Strigiformes; Tytonidae
Product: protein FAM83D
Exons: 4
Coding region: 74-1774 (566 amino acids)
Biological process (GO): regulation of ERK1 and ERK2 cascade; positive regulation of cell cycle G1/S phase transition; regulation of TOR signaling
Cellular component (GO): cytosol; mitotic spindle pole
Source: RefSeq, a predicted model, not a curated record